UGAAUUGCUGGACAUUAUUUUAUCACGCGCAAGUUACCUACCCAGUAUUCUGGAUUAUUAAUUACAAAUUAAUGUGCGACCUUGUUAUAAAAUAAGAAUGUGGAAGAACUUCUUUAGUAUCACUGAUACAAGUGGCGUGAAAAGUCUUAAUCAAAAUGUAUCGUACUGCGCUGAAUAAUUCGCCAACCUCCUUAAGAGAACUAAUAAAAAUUGGUAUUAAAAAAAAAUUUUACUCGACCAAACCCUGCAUAGUGCAAUCCCCAUUUCAAAAAAUUGAAAUUCCCGACGCCACGGUACCGGAUUUCAUUUUUGAAAAUUGCGGAAAGUUUCCUGAUAAAAUUGCUACGGAAUGUGCGAGUACUGGAAGAAAAUAUACCUAUGACGAGCUUAGAACUAAAUCACUCAAUUUAAGCAGAGCGUUGAAGAAAAGAUUGAAAUUAAGGAAAGGAGACGUGGUGGCGAUCCUGCUACCGAACAUUCCGGAAUUUGGAAUUUGUCUUUUGGGAAUAUUAAAAUCAUCUUUGAUUGCGACUACACUAAGUCCUUUGAAUACACCAGAAGAACUUAAGCGCCAGCUAUCAGAUUCGAACACGAGGGCUGUAAUUACCACAUGCUCAUUACAUCCACUAGCGAGUGCUUCACUUCCGACACCAGAUGUGCCAAUAAUAUCCAUCAAAACAGAGCGGUCUGACGCAAUACCGGCAGGAUCGGCUAAUUUUCAGGAAUUUACUAACUGCAUUUUGGAUUUGAAACUUGAUGAGGAUAUGGGAAGUACUGAUGUCGCUCUAAUGCCUUAUUCGAGUGGAACAACUGGUUCUCCUAAAGGCGUUCUCCAUACCCACCGUAGUUUAGUUGCAAAUUUAAGUCAAAUAAAUAUUCAUGAAGUAAAAAUUCUCGAAACAGCAACAGCUGACCACCAAGACAUUGUUCCUGCUGUACCACCCUUUAUACAUAUGUACGGUCUGGUAAUUUUGAUGCUCAAUGGUUUUAUGAAUAUGUCAAAGCUUGUAACCGUUCCGAAGUUUAAACCAAAUGUAUUUGUUGAUAUACUUGAAAGGUACAAGCCGACGGCCCUUUUCGCGGUGCCUACCCUAAUUUCAUUCAUGACAAACAGUGAAGUCAUCAAACGCAAUCACUUAGAAUCGGUGCGUAUGGUAGCAUCAGCCUCGGCUCCUCUUUCGGCUGCCCAUCAAGAGCAAUUCAUUCGAAAGGUUGGCAAGGACGUAUGCGUGGUGCAAGGUUUUGGAACGAGCGAAUCUGGUCUAGUUACCUCAAGUCAAAAACAUAGUGAAAACCAAGGGUCUGUUGGCGCGCCGCUUCCUAAUACCGAAAUCAGAGUCGUUGCGGUAGACGCGCCGAACGCAGACCAACAACCUUUCCAACAGGGCGAGUUACUAUUCAAAGGACCACAGCUCAUGCAUGGGUACCAUAAUAGGCCAGAAGAAUACUCCAAAGCGUUCACCGAUGGAUGGAUGCGAACGGGAGAUCUAGUUUACUACGACGACAAUAGAAACUUUUACAUUGUGGAUCGUCUAAAAGAUUUAAUUAAAGUGAAAGGAUAUCAGGUGUCGCCCGCCGAGCUGGAAGACGUAAUACGUAGCCAUAGCAACGUUUCAGAUGCGACCGUCAUUGGCAUACCACACGAAAGGUACGGAGAGGUGCCAAGGGCGUACAUCACUGUAAAAUCGGGCUCCCAAAUAAACACGGACGAAUUGAAACAGUUUGUGUCUAGUAAAGUAUCAAACUAUAAAGAUAUUAAAGGGGGUAUUGUGGUUGUGGACUAUCUACCGAAGAACAUUAUGGGAAAACUAUUGCGCAGGAAACUCAAAUUAGACUACAUGCACUCGAUUGGAACGCGUGGUGCCUGAUUUCUAUUUCUUUAUAUUGGUCAUUUAGUACAACCAAUAAUAAUGUGUGGUGUAAUUUUUGAAACAGACUUUGUUUACGACUGCAGAACUAUUUUCCAUAGUGCUAUUUGAAAGAACAAUAUAAGUAUUAAUUUUCUACUUUGUAACACCAUUUACAAUGUUAGGUAAAGCGUCUUUGACAUAUUAAUACGUAUUUCGUUUAUGCAAUUUUACCUUUAAAUAAAUUGUAAUUUUAUA
This is a messenger RNA of Photinus pyralis (common eastern firefly), 2105 nucleotides long. Its product is annotated as 4-coumarate--CoA ligase-like 7. The coding region runs from base 156 to 1868 and encodes 570 amino acids. Lineage: Eukaryota; Metazoa; Arthropoda; Insecta; Coleoptera; Lampyridae. Gene Ontology annotation, biological process: fatty-acyl-CoA biosynthetic process; long-chain fatty acid metabolic process. The record is from RefSeq and is a predicted model, not a curated record. The transcript has 7 exons. Gene Ontology annotation, cellular component: mitochondrion. Gene Ontology annotation, molecular function: long-chain fatty acid-CoA ligase activity.